AUGCGUUAUUUAUUUUUAUUUACUAUUGUCAAAAUUUCAUUUUCAGUUCAAACAUCAUCAUCAUCUUCGGUUGGUUCAAAAACAAUUUAUUUAAAACCUUUACCUCAUGAAAAUAAUGUGUCAAAUUCCGGUGCAUUGAGUAGUAAAAAGCGACUACCAAAAGCUGAACAUUCAGCUGUGUUACCGCCUCCAUUCAAUCACAAUGUUAAUUGUUCCACAUCUUCAUCGCCUCCUUCAUCUGUACCAUUUACUAAACUUAAACAAAAUAUUGUUACUAGUCGAGUGGAAUUAUUUUCAUCUCAACCGACUACUACUACUACUGGUACUACUGGUACUAAUGUUAGUAAUCUUCAACGAAAAUUUUCUUAUACACAAGGUGAUAAGAAAAAUUUCACUGUUAAACAUUCUACUGAUUCUACAAUUCCUUCAUUAAAUCAUAAUAAUUUUAAUUAUAAGAAACAAGACAAUAGUCAGCACUCAUCAAAACAUCAUCACCCUCAACACUCUCAUCAUCAUCAUCAGCGUGAUGUGAAUCAUAGUUCAUUUCAUCGGCAUAGUGUGUUACGUAAAUCGCUGGGUGGUAUGAAUAUAUUAACUCAUCAUACAAUAACAAAUAAUACACUCAGUCAAGAUUUCUCUGAACCAGAUAAUGAACAGACAUCUAGUCGGAUCGAUAAUACUACUACCACUACUAAUAAUAAUAAAUUUAUUGAUCGCCUGUCCCCAUCAUCACCGUCAGCAUCAUCAUCAGUCGCCUCAAUAUCAUCAUCAUCAUCAUCUUUAAUUCUAAAUAAGAAUAAUGGCAGUAUUCAAUCUGUACAAAAGUUGAAUCCUACUGAUAAACAAUUGAAAACAUUACAUCUAGUCAAUAUACCAUUAUGGGAUAAUUUGAAUUAUGAAUUGAAACCUUACUUCGCUAUGAUGAAUAAUUAUAGUAGUAAAACAAAAUUUGAAGGAUUUCAAUUAGUUGAAAAAAUUUUACCAUCUAAACAUUGUUUACCUCGUGUACAUACAAAUUAUGAUGUACCAUUUCAAUUGGAUGAUAUAAUUGUCAGUGUAAAUCAUAAGAAAUUAUCAACAAUGUCUGAAACUGAAGCAUUACAGUAUGUGCAUAAUGCCCUUAAAACUGCCCAACAUCAUACUAUUGAUGUGGAUAUUUUAAGAUCUACCCAACCUAAACAACAACCGUUGAUUGCUCGUCAAAAAUCAGAUUCAACUCAUUCUAAUUCUGUCGAAGUGAAUCCACAUCAACCAAGACGACAAUGGCAACGACGUCCAGGAGGAAGUGUCGGCGCAGAAGACAGUCAUAAUAAUUAUACUGCACUAUGUGAAAGUAUACAGGAACAUCCAAUUUACAAUAAAAAUAAAAAAGAACAACAAAAAGAAGACACUAUUCUAUCAAUACGUAAUACCAAACCAAUCAAUUCAAAUCAUCAUCUAAGCCUUAUAGAUUGUCCAGAUUCACCUCAUGUAGGCCUCAAUAAUAAAUCACAUCAACUCACAGCUCAUGAUGAUGAUGACGAUGACGAUGACAAUGAGAAAAUCAAUGCCAAAAAAUUGACAUCAUCUUUAUUGAAUAGUAGUAAUCUAACUGAAAGUGGAUUUGUUACAAUACGUGGACCAAAACCAGCACGUUUAACCAUUAUCAAUAAUAAUCGAAGUAAUCAUAGUGAUGUUACUAAUGUGAUUACUACUCCCACUACUACUCCCACUACUACUCCCUCUACUCCCACUAAUACUACUACUAAUACUAAUACGAGUAGUAAUCUAUUCGAUGUGUUUGGCCCCGAUUCACAUUCAUCUCUUGACAAUAAUAAUAGUAACAAUAAAACAAGCAGUUCACCUAAACCUUCACCAGUCAAAGUUGAAAACAUUGAUAAUAAUAAUAAUAAUCAUCAUCAUCAAUCUGAUUCGCGUACACUUACUCCACUUACUGCUGGAUUAACUUCACCUUCUAUGCCAAAAAGAUCAUUAAAUUUGUCAACUAAAGAUCCGAAUGCAUUUAACACACGAACUAUUGGUCAAACAAUGCAUAUUCAAUUGAAAAAAAUGUUAAGUGCUGGUCUCGGUUUCACCCUGACCAGUCGUGAUACACAAACGCACAGUUCACAAAUAUCUGAUCCAGUAUAUGUGAAAAAAAUUCUACCAGAUGGUGCUGCUAUACAAGAUGGACGUUUAAUGGUUGGUGAUCGUUUAUUGGCAAUCGACGGAGAGGAAGUUCGUUCAUUAAAUCAAGUUUUAUCAUUAUUACGAUCAUUGACACCGGGUAAACAAGUGGAUUUAUUGAUAUCACGACAAAUUUCAUGCGAUUCAACCGAGUCAACAAUUCAAAAAUCUUUAGUACCACGUCCUUUCAUGAGUUUUACAUUUGAAUAUGAACUUCCUCCAUUGGGCACAACUAAACAAACAGAACCUCCAAUAUUGGGAAUUAAUUUUAAAUGGUCCAAUGAUAUUAUACUCUCUCCUUCAUCAUCGGCAUCAUCACCACUACAAUCUACACCGAAUUCUUCUUCAGUUCAGUAUUUACCUGUACCAGGUUUGUAUAUUGCUAGCCUCCUUCCAGAUACACUUGUAAAUUUAAACAAUCGUGUCACCGUGAAAACUGGUGAUCGUCUUGUAGCUAUCAAUGAUGAGUCGAUUGAAGGGAUGAAUGCUAAAAAUAUUGUAAAUAAACUUAAAAACAUUAUUAAACAAUGUCAUGACGAUGAGGAGCAAACUAUCACUAAACGUGGACAUAAUAAGCCAACUUCAUUCACUCUUACUGUGCAUCGAUAUAAAACUCCGCAUAAUAAUCAGUCACCAAGAACUAUUGGCAAUGCAUCUUCGGCUUCUUAUUCAUUAUUGCCACCAAGACAUAAAAAACCAGGAGAUAAUCAUGAACUCAUAGAAAAUCCUCAUUCUAAUUAUAACAAAUUAAAUCAUCCCACUACUACUACUGAUCGACAAAAUACUACUCACUCACCAUCACCAUCCUCCUUCUCAUCAUCAUUUACAUUCAAUGAUAAUCGUCGACGUUUAUUGCAUAGGUCGGAUUCAAUCUCAUCGGAAAUUGGUCUGACUCGUGGAGAUUGGUAUCGUUCCAGUUUGAAAUCAACUGCUGUUGGUCAUGAUAUGUCAGUAACAUCGAAUAAAAAUUUCCUACGUGAUGGAUUUGGACGUCGUAGUGUUUCAGAGAAACGUCAUGGACAUGCCGAUGUGUCACAGUAUACAUUUUUUCAAACUAACAUUCUUCCUAAUCGUUACAAAAUGCCAGAAGAUGUUGACAAACAAUAUUCCACUAUGCCAACAACACGUCGACUUAAAAUGCAUAAAGCUCGUUUAGCUGCAGCAGCCGCCACCACUUCUUCUGGCACUGGCGUUGCUUCUUCAUCUUCAACCACUACAGAUUUACAAUAUUUAAUGCAUCAUCAUCCUAGUCAACAACAGUCGGCCAAUAAUUCUGGUCCUUUAAAAGCAUUACAUCCAUCAGACAACGUGUUGACAUCACCAUCUCAUCAAGAAGAUCUACACGAAGUAAACAUCGAUCGUCAAUUGGAUCAACCGCCAAUUUUAAGAAGUCGAAAGCAAAAUACUAGUUUUCGUCAUGCUGUAGAUCGUUCAUUUUACCAAACUUGUACAAAUACUCCCACUACUACUACUGUUCACUCUGAUCUGUUUGAUCUGAAUACUUCUACCGCACUUUCUGCUGCUCCUCCACCUCCUAUACCACCUCAUCGUCCACGUAGUGUAAGCGGUAAUCGUGAUAAACUUGCAAAAACUACACAUCAUAAACAUUCCAAUUAUUCAUCACAACAAUCUACAUGUUCUUCUUCUUCACCGCUCUGUAAAACAACAACACCUGAUAAACAUGAACGUUCUCAAUCGAAAUCUCGUUCAGAAAUUCAUUCGAAUGAUAAAAAUCCUAAACCGUCUUCACAUUCCAUUUCAAAUAAUAAUAUUAACAAUGAUAAUCUACCUCUUGAGCCAAAACAUAAUAAAAGUGGAUUGACAAAUUUAAAAAAUCUUUUCAGAAUUGGUAAUUCAAAAACUGUCACUGAAUCAACCGAUGAACGCAUACCACAUCGUCGUCAUCAUCAUCAUCAUCGUCAUCAUCACAAUCCGUCAAAAAAACCAUCCGCCUCAUCGACGUCAUCAUCAACCCCGACACCGACAACAACAGCAACAACAGUUUUAUUUGAUAAACAAUCACGACGACUCUCUGUUCCAGAACAUCAAUUAAUGUCGAUCAGCAAUCAUAAUAAUAGCAAUAAUCAUGUAACUCCAACAAAACUGAUAGAUAAAAUUUGUGAGAAAACCAAUUAUACUACUAACAUUACUAAUACUACUUAUACCACUACUCAUACUACUACUACUACUACUACUACUACUACUACUACUACUACUACUGGUAUUCAUCCAACUGUACAAUCAAUGCUUGUUAAUCAUUCUUCUAUAGAUCGUCGAAAUCCUCAUAUACCUUAUCAUGAUUCGGCGCAUAAAAUCAUUUCAUCCAAUAUUAUAUUACAUAAUAAUCAUAGUGGUAACGAGAGUAGUAGUAGUAAUCAUUACAGAACUAUCACUGUCAAUCAUCCUUAUUGUCCACCAGCUGAUACUACGGCACCGCCUCCAUUACCACCACGUCUUAGUUAUUGUACACCAGCGAGAUUAUUGACAACUAAAUCAAAUCAUUCUAAUAUAAUUCAAUAUUGUCCAGAGAAACAAUCUACUGGGGUUGAUCAAACCAACCAACGUCAUCAUCAUCAUCAAAAGAAGAAGAAGAAUAAAAUGUCAAAAUCAAUGAACAACACAUCUUCUACUUCUUCUUCUUCGACAAUAUCCUCUCCAAUGUAUUGUUCAAUAAUGAAUGAUACUAAUUCUGUUGCUGCUACUGUUACUAUUGGUGAAUUAUUGAAUGUUGAACAACAAUCCAAUUGUUGUUUUAAUCAUCAUAACACUAGUCGAAAUCAACUCCAAAAUGAUACAAACAAUAAAACAUUGACAUCAGAUAACGACGAUACUUCACGCAGUCGUCAUCAUCAUCAUCAUCGACGUCAUCAUAAUCAUCGUGAUGGACAUCGUAAACAUUCUAAUCGACGAGAUGAUGAUAUUCGUUCGGAUGGUUCAUCAAUUCAUGGUCAGACACCUGCUAUAUACAUGAAUUCUCAAUCUAUUAUACAUAAAGAACAUCCGAAAUCUACUCCCUCUCCACAUCGUUCACGUUCAACACAUUCACGUCUAUCAUCGAAUAAAACUCGACACAAUUCUCAUAAUAAUAUAACGACAACAAAUUCAAUCGCUACAGUAAUGUCAACAAUCAACAAUUCUACGGAAUCUCCUCAUCUCUAUCAUUAUUAUCAAGCAGAAUCAUUAGUUUCUAGUCAUUCCGCUAUGUCCACACCACGUCGACAUCGUUUACCACCAUCAGAUAAUCGAAAAUCGGAAUAUCAUUUAACUAACAGAAAACUUCAAAUCACUAUGCAAGAAGCAUCAUUGAUUGCAUCGUUACCAAUUGACAAAUUGAUUAUGACUACACCGAAAAAACAUUCCAUUCGCCAUCAUCAUUAA
Schistosoma turkestanicum is the source of this 5544-nucleotide messenger RNA. NCBI's taxonomy places the organism in Eukaryota, Metazoa, Platyhelminthes, Trematoda, Strigeidida, Schistosomatidae. The record is from the annotation of a GenBank genome assembly.